AUGGCAUCUCGCAUUCCCAAUGUCGCACCCAAGAACCGGGUUAGCAACGCCAACGGCUGUUAUCUCAGAUGCCGCGAUGUAGACGGCACGUCUGUCAUUAUCACUCAAACUGCUACUGGUCUUGGCGCUCAUACACGCUGGAUCUAUCCAGAACAAGACGUAAACGACGACGAUGAAGAAGAAGAAAAUGGUAUGGAUGUAGACGAGGGUAGGGACGCCACGCCACCGCCGACCACAAUGACCCGAUUCCCUGAGACUCCUAUGACCCAGCAUACGUUCGAUGCUGGUUCUGUCCUUCGCACACCCAUAAAGAGGCCUCAACCGCUUCAGCGCAGCCCCGAACGCAUCGGCUUCCAUGGGAUUGACUUCUGGCACAAUAAUUCACUGGGCACUCGCACUGUCGAGCAGACUGCCUCUGGUAUUCGUAUGAGAUAUGUAUUGCCGAGGCCCGUCGGCUGUGUCACGAACCUGACGCAAGAGCAAAUUCUCGAGCACGAG
Suillus clintonianus is the source of this 498-nucleotide messenger RNA. RefSeq lists its product as uncharacterized. The transcript has a single exon. NCBI's taxonomy places the organism in Eukaryota, Fungi, Basidiomycota, Agaricomycetes, Boletales, Suillaceae. The annotation marks the transcript as partial. The record is from RefSeq and is a predicted model, not a curated record.